AUGAGUACCUUAGUCUUGAACCGCGCUCACUCAGCUAGUGCUCGAACAAUCCGCCGAGCAUCUACGAACAACCAAGCAUCACCACCGAAACAACGUCCGACAACAAGCGCCGGCGUCCGUCGAUCAUCGACUAUCAACCAAACUUCGCAUUUUUCACAACGCCCUACGAGCAGCACUGGCCUUGUUCGAUCUCAUACAAAUGUAUACAGUUCAGAUGAAGGAACACCACUGGACUUCUUACCCCCCUUUGAAUCAACGGAGAGCGCUCGAAAACGACGAAGUCUUCGCCGAUCAACAACAAAAAAUUGCCCAUCAUCAAGAGAAACGCUUACUCUACGCGAAUUAACAGAUCUUUUGCAAAGUGCCGCUGAAGAAGAGCCGUACAUUUGUAAAAUUCGGUGUUUUUCUGUGCUUCGAAAACUAGUAGAAACUAUCGACAUCAGAAAGACGCCUCUCGACUGGAAAUUAUUAUACGAAUUACAAAAAUGGGAGAACAACAUCAUACAAAAAAAUGCUUGUGGAGAAGCACGUUUCAGUAGACUCAUGGAUGUACUGGUACCUCAAUAUAUUUCAGAAGCUGAAUCGAUCGAUUUAAAAGAAACCGACGCUCAGAAGUUGUCCAUUCAUAGAUCAAGUUUAAGUGGUAAACGAUCGACCAAUUCUGUCAACGUAGUACUCGGUACAAUGCAUUCAAUCAAUGCGAUUCUUAUAGAAACACAAUCCACUGGAGAUCGGAUGUUGCGUAGUAAUAUUUCGAUUAUUUUGACAAAACAAACAACAACAACAAUAACAACAACAAUGACAGAACAAGAAAUUGAUGUUUACUACAAAGCUGUCCUCGAUCUCGUAUCGUUGGCUGGUAAGGUUGUAAAUGAAGGUUUUUCGAUAACUAAACAUGUCGAAACCAAAUCGGGCGCAGCAGAUCUCGUGACCGAGUUUGAUCAACGUGUUGAAGAAAUUUUAAUCAAAAGUUUACGAGAGACGUUUCCAACACACAAAUUCAUUGGAGAAGAAUCGGCUGCUGCCGGUGCAAAAACUGUAUUUGGAGAUGAUCCAACAUGGAUUAUUGAUCCAAUUGACGGUACAACGAACUUCGUACAUGGCUUUCCAUUUGUGGCAAUUUCUAUUGCAUUAGCAAUCAAAAAGGAAGUGGUCAUAGGUGUAAUUUACAAUCCUGUCUUAGACAAAUUGUAUUCCGCUGUGCGCGGUAAAGGUGCAUUUAGAAAUGGACGGCCGAUUAAAUGUUCCGGACAGAAAGAUUUGGCUUUAUCUCAGGUUGCCGGAGAAUAUGGUUCAAGUCGUGAGCCUCAUAUAAUUGAUGCCAAAUGUCAAAACAUGCGAGUUAUCAUUGAAAAGGUUCACAGUAUUCGAGCUGUUGGCAGUGCAGCUAUGAACUUAUGUAUGGUAGCCGAAGGUAGUUGCGACGCGUAUUUUGAAUAUGGGAUACACAUUUGGGACUAUGCGGCUGGUGAUUUAAUCGCUCGCGAAGCUGGAGCAUAUACAUCUGAUCCAUCCGGUGGACCGUUAAAUCUUCUUCAUCGUUGUAUUUUAUGUACAGCGACAAAAGAACUUGCUCAGCAAAUAACCCCUUUACUUACUCAUAUGAAGAUUAAUUCGCUUCUCUUCGUUGCUAUUUGUGCCAGUGCGUUCUUUAGUGCAAUUCAUGGUGCUACUGAUGCAGAAUGUAAACAACAAUCAAAUAAAGACUGUGAUGCUUGUUUAAAAUUGAGCGACUGUGGCUUUUGUAAAAGCUCGAAGGCCUGCUUCAAGUACAACGUCGUGGAUCAAAUCACUGGCAAUUGUAGCUCGGAUGAUCUUCAAGUAGGAACGUGUAUCGGCAAUUUCAAGGGAUGGAUCAUCGCCAUUAUUGUCGUUGCUGUAGUUGUUUUGAUUGCUGUUGCGAUUGGCGUAUGGUGUCUUUGUAGAAAAUGUAAAAAGCGUCGCAUUCGAAAAGAAGAACGACGACAAGAAAUAGAUGAUCAACGGAUGGAAGAACGACGAGCAGCAGCUGAAGUUCGAACGGCUGAGCGAAACCGCGUUGCCGACGAAAUCCGUAUGAAAUAUGGUAUACUCAAAGCCAAUGAUAAUGGAACGGAUUAUACGCGUAUGAAUUAA
Messenger RNA from Adineta ricciae, 2115 nucleotides. The record is from the annotation of a GenBank genome assembly. Lineage: Eukaryota; Metazoa; Rotifera; Eurotatoria; Adinetida; Adinetidae.